Molecule: messenger RNA, 729 nt
Organism: Fonsecaea multimorphosa CBS 102226
Lineage: Eukaryota; Fungi; Ascomycota; Eurotiomycetes; Chaetothyriales; Herpotrichiellaceae
Exons: 2
Coding region: 1-729 (242 amino acids)
Source: RefSeq, a predicted model, not a curated record
AUGCAUGCACUCUCUUUCACCAAAGCUUUGGUCUUUGGACUUUUGGCCACAGCACCACUCAGUGCUGGCUUCACAGUUGAAGCUCGCGGCCACGAUGUGGAGAGGAGAUAUGUGGGCUCACUGGCUUCUAUGGCGUCGAAAGUCGUCAGAGCGGUGAUUCCCGACAUUGAACGUCGCCAUCAUACGGAGGCCCAGAUUGCUGCGAAGGAAGCAGCCAAGGCCAAAGGCAAUCGUGCUCGCAGUCCUCAGGCUCCAGAUGAAUUUGGACCAUGGGACAGCACCGAGGAUGAGUUUGGCUCUUGGGUUGAUAAACGAUCGCCGCACCACACCGAAGCACAGAUUGCAGCCAAAGAGGCAGAGGCAAAAAAGCAUCAAUCGCGAUCUCCUCAUCACACUGAGGCUCAGAUUGCCGCUAAAGAGGCGGCGAAAGCCAAGGGCAACCACGCCCGAAGUGCUCAAGCUCCUGAUGAAUUCGGACCUUGGGACAGCACCGAAGACGAGUUCGGCUCCUGGGUCGAUAAGCGAUCACCACAUCACACCGAGGCUCAGAUUGCAGCAAAGGAGGCAGCAGCCAAAAAGCAUGAAUCCAGGGAGCCACAUCACACCGAAGCGCAGAUAGCAGCUAAGGAGGCGGCGGAGGCAAAGAAGCAUCAGUCUCGUGAGCCUCAUCACACGGAAGCUCAGAUCGCGGCUAAGGAGGCGGCGGAAGCGAAGAAGGGACAGCGCUGA